AUGAUGUUAUCUGAGGAGGAGAUUGAAGCGGCGGAGAACGGAAUGGACCCUACGCAAGUUGGUAAACAACGUGGACUGAGCAAUUCGAAAUAUCGCAAAUGGCCUGGAGGAGUUGUUCCUUACACCCUAGACGAAGAUGCAGGUAAUUGCUUCAAUGAAUUACAAUGCCUUCUUCUUCACAAAAGUUCAGAGAUGAAACGGCAUUUCACCUACAAGGAAAAACCUAAGAGCCACAAUGAGACAGAGACUGUCCCGUUAUGACUCUUGGAAAAACCUGAGUAAUUUUAGCAGGUAAAGGCGUACUUACCCUUCCAUAUAAUUACAUUCGUGCUGCAGGGCUCGUGAUGAAGACAUGUCGUAGGUAUUUCUAUCUUUCUCUUGUUUUCGAAAGAAAGCUUCCUUAAAAUUGUCACCCUCCGCCAAACUUUUCAAAAUAAAGUAGGUCCUCUGCAAGGGAUCAGUCACGUGGUAAAAUACCGUGCCAUUCUUGGACCCGCUGGGACAAGGAAAACAAAGAGCCGCAUUUCAUUUAAAAUGGAAUUUUCUUCGUCCAGUCCCUGUGAUUUUGUUACUUCCCAGGAUUACGGUUUUCAACCACGUGAAUGAUCACCUACAAAGGGCCUAUUUGCAUGCACUGGAAUAAAAACAUAUAAGACUCGUACGAAAUGAAUCCUUUCCGACGGUGUACAAAAUAGAUUUUUUUACAUGUUUGUAAUUAACGUGAAAUUACAGCUACAACCUUUUUAACACGGAGACUUUUUCCAUGCAGAUAGUGUUUUCAAGAGGGGGGCUAUUUUCAGUGCCAUCAAAGAAUGGGAAGAGAAGACGUGCAUUAAAUUUGUAAAAAGGACAACGCAAAAGGCUUACAUCGAGUUCACUGUGCAAGACGGGUAUGCAAAGAAGCACAUGCAGCUGAAAUGGUUCUAAAUACUUUGUUAGCUUUGCUUAUUUCUUUAGUUACCUUUAAUGUGAAUCAACUCAGCUGUCACACAUGAACGCAUAUUACAUUUUUUUUCCAACCAAUUGUGCCAAUCAGACCGGUUCAUUUUUCGAGGCGAAUUUAGAACAUAGCAGAAGUCUCGCAAACCAGCAAAACAAAACCAUUCAGCAAAACCAACGUACAGACCUGGAAAUGGUAUGUUGAAGUUUAAAUGCCGUUCAGUUUUGUGCUUUUAUAUCGUAUGCUUUGAAUGUGAAUAAAGACGGAGCCGACGCUUCCAUUCAUGAGGGAAAUACUGUGAUAGAAUUUUACACAGCAAAAACAAAAGACGAGUAAUUUUUAUGUCAAAUCUUUUCAAAAAGCCGUAUUUUCUUUAUUCUCGACCAUACAUUUUUUCUUAUCGUUAAAGUUUACAUUCCAACGAGCUCCCAUAGAGUCUGGACUGCCAAUAAGGAAGUGUAUUUUAGGGUCUGUUUACAUGGAGUUAGGGUACCCCAGAUGGGUGAGGUAACCCGCUUAGGUGGAGUAACCGGCCUGUCCAUAUAAUCUCUCAUUUUAAUGUGAUCACGUUUACAUGUUAGGUGGGGUAACCCGCCACAUGUUACCUCACCCACCUGAGGUCCCCCACCUUCAUGUACACAGGCCCUUAAUCAAUUUUAAAGCUAUUCGGUCCCUGGGUAAGUGUUGACUCAUCGUCUGACCUCUGUGACACGGAGGCCUCUCUAAUACAAACACUGAUUUUUUGUAUUUUUUGUUAAGAUGCUGGUCACAAGUUGGCAGAACUGGACGGAAGCAGCAAAUUUCGCUGGGUUUUGGCUGCGGGUAUCAUGGGAUAGCUGUACAUGAAAUUGGACAUGCACUAGGUACAAAGUUACGUGCCUUAAAUUUUGUAUUCAUCGUGGGAAAUACUGAACUUCAUCAAUGAGCUGAACGCUUACAAUAACACCUCUUACAGAUUAAAAAUCACACAAGGGAACCCGGGGGUAUAUACUCCCUCUAAUGGCCUAUACGGGGAGGCUCUGCUCGAAAGGAGUACCUUUUUCAUGCUUCCGACCGGUAUAUGAAAGGGAAGGGAAAUCUGUCAUUUCCAUCGGGCCACAAAACGAUUUUACUGCUGUGAAAAAGUCGAGGAAAUUUUUUUUCGUGAUUUAUUUAUAUCUAAAGAAAGUGCAUUAUAGCAGUUGAAAGAGUUCAUUCUUCCUGAUUUUCGAACUUAUCGGGUGCAAAAAAAAAAACAGCCUUUUGGCCCUUUUCGACUCAAAUGGCUGUAAAUUAUUCUUUUCAUUUUCUUUUGCAAAAAAUCAGCAUGAUACAAAAUAAUAUGAAAACAUGAGUAAUUAUAUACUAGACCGACUAUUGUCAGUGUUAACGUUUCUCCUUUAUAGAUUCUGUAAAAACAUUUCCUUUAUUUUUAAAGCCCAUUUAAAUCUCACAGGAAAGAAAAAUUGACCCGAAGUAGACUAGGGUGCUAUUAUUCCCCAAUUAAACAGGGUUUUGGCAUGAGCAGAGUCGACCAGAUCGUGACCGGUAUGUGGAGAUAGUAUGGGACAACAUUGAACCAUGUAAGUUGACAAAGAUUUGUUCUUGUUGGAGUAUUAAAUUUGUCACUUAAACCGCAUGUAUCAGGUCAGUUUUAGUUUUAACCUUGGCACUUGAUGAUGAUGUCAUGGCGACAUCAAUACGUCAUGUUGAACUUUUAUCGCUUAAACUUUAUUCUUAAAUAUUAAAAUUACACGUAUUAAUUAAGGAUGCCCUUUCUUUGGCGUGGUAGAGGCUCUCUCACCCCUAAGCGAGUCGACAAGCUAGGCACUCUUAACUUACUUCAAAUUCUUCUGAGUUCCACGCAACCCAUCAAAUUAUAUACCACUACACGAAAAAUUUCUGCAAUUUGAUUCGCUUAGAGCAGUGGUAUUUCAGCUUAAUUUGAAAUACCUGCAUGUGAAAAUUACAAACCCUUUGCGGGUAGUAGUGUGAACAAAUAAUAGCAUGAUUUGUACGUGAUAUUUGGCAUAAAUACCACGAGUGAUAUUUCAAAAUGGUCUCAAAUUUCACUCGCCUAACGGCUCGUGAAAUUACGUAUAACAAUUUCGAAAUAUCACUCGUGGUAUUUAUGCCAAAUAACACUACAAAUCAUGCUAUUACCUAUACUAAAACAUUAAUAUGAAAGACACUGAAUUAAAAAUAAUACCACGAGCGGAUAGUUUUACUUCAUCCGAGACAUUUAGAGAUCGAUUAUAUAUCUGGAGUCAGGAUAGCGUCGCACCAGUGGAGGGAUAGGAUCUGACCUUCGCGAAUAACUCUUGGAUAAAAGGGCUACAUUUUUUGUCAUCGUUACAAUUUUAUUAAAGAUUACAUGACCUUAUAAUAACAUUCAUAAGUAUUUUCUGCUGGUGUUUCUGUUCUUAUUAAUUUUUUUAUUUUUGUUUUUGUUGUUUUUAUUCUGAACAGCGCAAAAGCACAACUUCAGGAAGUACUCUACAUCCUCAAUCAACAGUCUGAACGUUCCCUAUGACUAUGGAUCCAUAAUGCAUUAUGGGAAGCGAGACUUUUCCAAGUUUCCUUACCUCUUAACUACUAUAAAGCCCAAGAGGUCAGGCGUUUCAAUAGGCCAGCGGAAGCACCUAAGCCCAUUGGACGUAAAACAAAUGAACUUGUAUUACGAAUGCAACAAGAAAUAAAUACUGACGACAGCCCAAAAUCAAUAUGGGGAAUGCGUUUUCUUAUAGUUGCCUAAUCUCACCUGGCCCCAGUUGUUCAGAAGGUAGUUCUAUCCAGUGGAUAGCGCAAUUGGUUUCCCUUAUACUUAUCCACUGGAUAGUGAUCCGUUGGAUAGCGCUAUCCAGUUCUUGAACUACUGGGACCAGGACAUUUCACUUGGAAUUACAUACCCUGCAUGUUGAUAGUCAAGGAGGUACAAACCGAAAAGCAUACUGAAUCCUAAUUGUCACUGACCUUAGUCCACAGUUUAACUGCAUUAUGACUGAUCGAACUGGUAAGCAAAGCUCGACGACUGAUCGAAAAAUUUAAAUUCCAAAUCACUGCUUAGUAAGCAGUUCCGGCUUCCUUCUUCUCUUCCUCUCCCACCCCUUUCGACGCUUUCCAGUCAAACAAACUGAACCCAUUCAGAGAAAAGGAUAGAGUCUUUCAGUAGGGUUAUCAGAGCUUUCAGAGCCCUUCUUUGGCGUGACCAUUAAUUCAAAUAAAGUCAUUUUUUCCUCAUUCAGCUUUCAAACAUUUGACAAAUCCAAACUGAAUUUUCUUUUUUGGCCAGUUUUGAAAAGCAUUGAGAAUCUGAUAAGAGGUUUAAGCUCAGUAGAAGGCCUGUUGUUACCAGCAGUAGAUUUCAAUCUUUUCAUGGCCUUGACCUUUCACGCUCGUAAAAGUGCGCAACUCACCACGGCCUCCUUAGCUGCGAAUAAGACAAUUAUCCGUUUUUGCUUUUAUAGCAAGUACAUUCUAAAAAAACUGUAACUUAAGGGAAAAACAGUUUAAAUCAAGGCAGUAUAUCUGGACAUUGUAAAUCUGGAUAAGUCUGGCAGGAUGGAAAGCAAAAAAUGUUAGCAGUCGUUAAAAUGGUUAAAUAUUUUUAUACCCUUAAUUUUCUGCUCGGUAAUUAUUUACAUCAACGCACAGACAUCAUAGCUGUUAGCUCCAAUGGAAUUAUCAACUAGAAUUUUUGAAUUCGGCUUUUGUAUGAGGUAAAGAAUAUUAUUAUAUGAAGAUUGGGUCGCGGAAGUGGACAACAGCCAACGAGAUCAGCAUAAUUCCUUCAAAAUAUUUCAGGGUUCUUUUAAAAGCUUACAGUAGCCCGUCGUAGCCUUUCGUCCAAGCUGUGGCUCAUUUCUCGGUAAAGUUUCAGAAUAUAAACAGAUGGUUUUUUUUUCUUGCACUGAAUGCUCGUCAAAAAGUUGAUAACAUCCAUCGAGCAAUAGAAUGUGCGUGUUCUUGAGUGUUUCUGACCCGUUUAGCAGCCUAUCAAGUCGAAUCGAUGUCAUAUUGCUCGCAUCUUCCUAAUAUGGUAAGUUCCAGUGCAUGUGGUUAUUUAACCAUUAUUCCACGAGUGCGCAUUGGAUAAGAGUUAUCUAUAAUCAUCUCAUAUCCAACAAGCGCGAGUGGAUCGGAUUAAUUGUUUUGUUAAAAACGCCCACAAAAUAUCGAGAAUUCUUCCCGACUUUAUUUGUAAAAACAACCGCUACCAGCUUGUUUUUAGUUUUGAGCAGACGCGUACAAUAACAUGUACAAUAUAUGGAGAGCAUGGUAUAAUGGCUCAUAUACCAUGAUGGUUAAGGCAAUGAGAGAUGUAGAAUUGCAUUAUUUAAUUGUCCAGUUUUUAAUAAUAAGAAUAAGUAGCCGGGGGGGUUGGAACCACCCAGCAAAAUAUUUUUUUCGAUAAAAAUUGCAGAAUUUUUAAUUCAAACUUCGGUUUCGGUAACCUCAAGUAACAGAUCAAGGAUGACGGCUAAUACUGGGGCUAGUAAUGAAAUCGUAAUAGCUUAACUGAUAAUCUUUCUCGCAAGGAAUAUAAACAGUUUGUCUCCUGACUGUCAAUUUAGCCGUCUUUGUUUGGCUUUAUAUGAAUUCUUCAUUUAGUCAACUGCAGCGGUUUUGUGGAUUAAAUUAUAAAACAAAUUGAAUUUUGUUGGUGAUAAUUAAAAAAUAUUAACAGCUAUACUCAAAGAUAUUAGCAACUCUUUUAAAACAAAAAAGUUCGAGCGUCCUGCGUUUGUUCAGGCAAACCAUUUAAUUAAAAGAUUUUUAGAUCCUCUGCUAUAAAGAGGGCACUUUUCUGAUCUUUUGUCGCACUCUAAUCAAGAUGUUGUUCCUGUGCAUUUUCCUUUUUGCGACGUUAUCUCUGGCAGCCGGCUUGAACGAUUAUGAUGUUGUUAACAGAACCAAACGAGGUAGGUAACUCAAAUGUAAAAUUAAUCUGUUGCUCUAACAGCAGAAUUACUCGACUAGGCAGUUUUUACCCUUCAUGACACCACACCGCUCGACAGGGCAGCUGUGGCGGAUCUGGUCAAGUAAGACAAUUCGAUUCUUUUUAGUUGGCCCCUUUGUGUGACGACGUAGAUUGUGAGGGAGUGACGAGAGAGCUGGUUCAUCGCGUAAGAGAUUAGAGCUUACAAGGCUGAACAGGCGCGGAGUCACAUUUUCUGAUUCACCUUUUACGCCACCCGAGUGCAAGGAUGAGAUCAGUUUUUUUGAAAACCGCAGAAUGAAAGAAACGGCCAGCCAGGCAAUGUAUACCAUUUGAAAGGACAGCUAAGACCCAAGAAAAUUUUGUUAUCCAUCCAUCCAAGAAAUUUUGGCAAUCACGUAACCGUACGCCCGUACGUCCGUACAGACGCUGAGGGAGGGGGAAGGGAGUCGGGAGCCAGUCUGUUGGGUGGGGGAGGGGUAUGUUAUAGCUGAGCUCUCGCGUGCGCAAAGGGCGCGCAGCGAAGCACCAUAGGUAAGAAAAUUUGGUUAUCUAUGCAUCCAAGAAAUUUUCAAUUGGUUAUGAGAAGAUCGUCCAUACGUCCGUAGGUACCGCCACCCCUUCAUGUAAGCCGGGCUGAAAUUUUGCAUUUCAAGUACCCGCGCGUUUCAGCUGAAAUCGCAUAGCCACCCGGACUCUCAGAGAUAACAAAAACAACAACAACAACAACAAGGCCGAGGAACUAGAACGAGAGAUAACAAGAAAAGGAGACCAAUUUUGUCGGAAGAAAAAUAUGUCUGAGAAUUUUAUAGACCAGACAGCUCGCACUACGAGCUUGGCGCUUCUCAAAAUUCAGAAGUGGCCGGCCCGACGGGUAAUUUUUGAAACUGAAUAAAAAUAAGAUUUUUGUUUUUAAGUUUUUAAGUUUUUGCUCACCUAAUAGAAGAUUGACCUGACUGAACAGUCCCGUCUAAUAGUGAAUUCUCAGCUAUUUGAAAACGUUUUAUGUUGUUGUCAUUUCUAUAAUUUGUUGUGCAAGGGCACGUGCUUCGAUCGUCCUAAAUAGUGAAUGAGUGUAAUUUGUCGUGCUAGAUUGUUCUCAGACUGUGAAAAACUGCAAAAUUACAGGUAGAAUUGGGCAAGAAAUGAUAAUAUCUCUGUCCGAGGUCUGAACGAUAAAGAAACAUAGCCUGAUAGUUCCGUUUACCUCAGAGAUGAUAUAAUUAUACGCGCAACAAGAUUUGUAAAGUAAACUCGUAGCGAGCCACACAAAAAAGGACGUGAUUUUUCUUUUUGGCCUUUCCUUUAGACAGAGAGAUAAAAUCGACAAGUUAGAAUGGCUGCCAGCGAGGACCAAAAAGUUAUUAAAUUAUAUUUCGGGACUAUCCAAUAGAUCUUAUUCUAUAAAGGACGGUCUAGGUGGGCAAAUAGGUAAUUUUGCUUGGGAAGAAUUUGUUUUCCACGCCUAAUCUAGUCGCCAAAGGUGAUUGCUAUUUUUUUGGUUGUACAUUUAAGACAAGUCAAUGUAAGAUUUUAGAUGUUCUUUCCUUAUCUUUUCUCUAAAAUCACCCAAAUCACAAAUCAGUUAACUGGAUCUCUCCAGUUAACUGAUUUGUGGAUAAUUAAAAAAUUUAUUGUUUGAUUUAAAUUAUAAAUGUUACGACUAGAGCUCAGCUUUUAUUCCUGGCUAAAUCUAUAUAUUAGCAAAGAAUGAUACUUGCUUUUCACAGCUUUUUUACUGCCCCACUCGCAUCUUUAACUACUUCUCUUCUCCUCUCAUUUGAUCUUGAAGCUUCUGGGGAAUACGAAAUGUUUGAAGGUGAUCUAUGGUUACCGAAAGAACAAAUUGAAGCUGCGAAGAAUGGCUUGGAUCCUACUAAUAUCGGCGGAGUUCGAGGGCUUUCUCGCCACAACAAAUGGCCUGGUGGAAUAGUUUAUUACACUAUAAGCACAAGUAAUUGAGAACUCCCAUUACCUGAAGAUAUAAAGUGUUAUUUUUUUAAAAUUUAUUAUAAGGCUGCCACGUACAUGUAGCACAGUAGAACAGUAGAGCUCUGCCCCAUGUGAGGGAAUCCAAGACGGUCUUGGAUUGUGAAUUCCAAGCUGCGAAUUCCGGAUUCAAGGAACUGGAUUCCACAUUUUUUGUCCAGGGAAUAUGGAUUAUUUGGAUUCAAAUCGUUAGCAGGAUCAGGAUUUCUUGAGCUCAGUGUAUUGCGGAUUCCAACAUUCAAGAUUCCGAAUUCCACAAGAAAUUUCCCAGCCUGGUUCCGGCAGAUUUCCAAGCAAACAUUUACCGGAUUCCGGAAUCCGAAUUCCCUUUCACUGGGGCGAGUAAGGCGCCCAGUUGGAUUUUUCUUUAUAACCAUCAACAUCGCAUUCGUUUUCUGAUGGAAUGUGCUAAUUAUAGCUGAAUGAGUAAGAUGUAGUGGUUUUUAUUUUCUUUAAUUAAAAUUUUCAAAUCAGAGAACGAGAAUCAGAAAAAGUUCCUGUGCAAAAUUUUUGGAGACAGAUCGAGACUCCUUGGUCAUGUGAAUCAUUGAACGUAUAGAUGUUAGAAAAGCUUCACUAUCGUGCACUCAAGUGCAUAAUAUUGCACUCAGUGCAAUCGUUUUCCUUUAAGCAUCUCACCAUUUACUAGUUUAGUUACUUUGCUUUUAUUCCAGAAAGGCCAUUUAAGAUCCACUAUAUUAACAACGCAAUCAAGAAUUGGGAAGAGAAGACAUGCCUAAGGUUUAAAAAGAGAACGACUCAAAGGGACUACAUUGACUUCGUAAUUGAGCAGUUUUCGGGGUAAGGAGUAAUGAGUAGAGAAGAGCGGCCCUGAUUUUUGCUGUAACCCGAGAGUCAGCCCAUUACCGUUUUGAAUUAAUUUCUUUAGAAAUAUUAUUUCUUGAGAAAUGAUUUGAUCAACAUCUCACGAGCAUGGACAAAGAAAAAAUUUGAGUCCCCGAUCGGAAUUGAGCCUAUGACCUUCAGCACACCGGUCGGAUGCUCUAACCACUGAGCUACGAAGGGCUCGUGGCGAGCAGGGCCACAUACAAGGUUCAUGUAUAACAUGCGUCCUGCGUAGUACUAGGAUAAACAAUGUCGAAUUCGUCAUGCGUGUGAUAAUUUCAUGUGAAAAAGAAACCUGUUUCGGCUGCAGACAAAAGGAGAAAGAUCCACAUCAAUUUUGUUGGCAGUUUAAAUAGUCCUUUGUCCAAUCUUAAAAGUGUUUUUUAGCAAACCGACAGAAAAACAUCUGGUCUUUAUUUUUGCAGGUGUUAUAGUCGAGGUAUUGGCCGUGUUGGCGGAAGGCAGGUAAUUAACCUCGGUUUUUCCUGCAUAGGAUUGCAUGUUGCAGUUCACGAGAUUGGUCACGCCAUUGGUAAGUGUGGAGCCCCAACGAAUGUUAAUAGUUUUAACUGAGCGAUCUUAUCACGUGAUUUGUAUCGCAACAACAGUGAUGAUAUUUCCGGGGGGGCGCUCCCUAUUAUAGCUUAUAAGGGAAGGCUCCGCCCAAAAGGGGUACCUUUUUCAGGAUUCAGGUAUACGAAAAGUUAAGGAUUUGAAGAGUUAGAGUGCAUAAUAAGGUUCAACAAGUGUAGCUCAUGGCUUUAGCAUUUAUUUCAUAUAACCCAACAUGAAAAUAAGUGUUAGAAGUAGGUAUGUGGGCGAAUAGCAUUUUUCAGUGGAAGGUGUACAAAAUGUGAUGCACCUAUUCUGUUCGAAAUGGUGUGUAAAAGGGUGAGGGGUUGGAUCUUGGGGCGGGACAUCCACGGGUAAAACUUUGCUGAGUUCAUAUUUGAAAAAGCUAGAUGGGUGUCCCGGGGAGAUACUCCCUGUAUAAAGUUAUGUGCGUCCCAAUGGGCAGGGUUUUUGGUCCUUUUUGGUCUGAAAACGGGUAUGGUUUUCGAGGGAACUACGGGAGUGUAUAAACGUAUUUAUCGUUUCAUCCCAAAUGAAUAAGAACGAAGUAGAAAUACUCGAAUUCGAAAUAAAUUCGAAAAAGUUUUGUUUGCGCUCUAAUCUAAGAAGGCCUGAAAACGGGUUUGGAUCUUAGGGGUCUGGUCUGAAAACUGGUGUGAAAAAUGACAUUUUCUGGUCUAAAAUAGGGUCAGGUUUUGGAGAACCGGGGCACACCCACCAAGAAUUCUUAGGAGUACAACCACCCACCCACCCCCCCUUCCCAAUAGGUCUUCAGACAGCCUAGACCUAUCAAUGGUAGACUGGGAGCAGUCUCUCUUUUUCUUCAGAAUUAGUGAGAGCUGUAGAGUCGUUAUGCGCUCCCUCUUGAACCCCCUUUACACCUCUUGAAAUUAAGUCGAAAAGCUACGGGCGUAGGCAGGCGUAGGUCAUUUUAUUUGUUAGUUAUUAGACAACCAUCUGCCAAUGUUUGACUUGUCAUCACAUUAACAGGAUUCUGGCACGAACAAAGUCGCCCAGACCGUGAUGAAUAUGUGGAGGUUAUUUGGAAAAACAUAAUGAAAGGUAAACAGUAAUAAUAAUAAUAAUAAUGAUAUGAUAAUGAUAAUAACAUUGAUCAUGAUAAUAAUGAUAGAACUAUAACAGCGAACGGACCGGACAUCCUUCGUUAAAGAUUCAGUGAAUUCCACCUGGAAACUGAUUGAUAUGGUUGUCCCAUCAGACACAGUCAUCCGGAACUGAAGGAAAUCGAAAAGAAAAGGAAGUAGGAAGACCAUCAGAGCUAGAAAUACAGAGAAUGUGGCAGAUGAAAACAGAAAAGAUCCCUGUGGUUGUUGGAUUUAAAACUGAGAAGUUCAGGCAGAGAAAUCUCUGCUAGUUUUCAUUGCUUCAUUUAUAUCAAUCUGUUUAAGUGAUGCUCACACUGACCCUUUAUUUAAAAAUUUAAAAAUUCUGAAUCUCGAGAAUAUCUGCAAACUUCAAAUAGGAAAACUUAUGUAUCAAUACAGAUCUGGCUUACUUCCUUAUAGCUUCAAUAAUAUGUUUUUGGUGACACGCCAGGUGCAUUCUUAUGGCAGAAGAAGUUCGGAGCUUUUUUAUUUACCACAAUGUGGGACUAAUAUAAGAAAGUUCUCCAUCAGUUUCCAAGGUCCUAGUUUUGAAAUUCGAAAUGCAACAAGAACCGCUUCCUUUUGCUGUAAGGUGAAUGUAUUCGGCUUAUCAUAAAUAUUUUUUUUUGUUUUUGAUUUUGUUUUUGUUUUUUGUUUUUUUGUCAUUUCGCUUUUUUUUAGACUAUCUAAUAUAUUUUAAGAUUUACUGUAGCUCUGCCAUUGAUUUUUCCAUGUGUACUUAUGAUAAUAUUUUGUUCUUGUUAUUUAACUGAGGGAACCCAUUCCUUAUAAGCCUGGUGACUUCUCUUGGGCUUCCUCGCUUGCCAUGAGAGUUUAAAUAAUAACUAGAUUUCCUUGCUUUAUACAACUUCUGGCAAAACAAUAAACUAAAACUGAAACUGAAACUGAAACUCCUGUUAGCCUUUUGCCUAAUUAAUUUUUCUCGAAAAUUACAUAGGAAAGGAAGGCCAGUUCCAGAAGUACCCAAAUUACAUGAUAGACAGUUUGGGCGUCGAGUACGACUACGAAUCCGUGAUGCAUUAUGGACGAUUUGAUUUCAGCAAAUAUGUUUUUCUGCCCACCUUAAGAGCCAAAAAGCCUGGGAAAAAAAUCAGUCCCAGCAGACGCCUCAGUCCGCUGGACGCCAAACAGGCGAAUCUGCUCUACAAAUGCAAUAAGUGA
Porites lobata is the source of this 11554-nucleotide messenger RNA. Lineage: Eukaryota; Metazoa; Cnidaria; Anthozoa; Scleractinia; Poritidae. The record is from the annotation of a GenBank genome assembly.